Messenger RNA from Dicentrarchus labrax (European seabass), 6604 nucleotides. It is a transcript of the gene ror1, whose product is annotated as receptor tyrosine kinase-like orphan receptor 1. Gene Ontology annotation, cellular component: signaling receptor complex. Gene Ontology annotation, molecular function: protein binding; protein kinase activity; ATP binding. Gene Ontology annotation, biological process: positive regulation of canonical NF-kappaB signal transduction; positive regulation of kinase activity; multicellular organism development. The record is from RefSeq and is a predicted model, not a curated record. The transcript is spliced from 12 exons. Lineage: Eukaryota; Metazoa; Chordata; Actinopteri; Moronidae. The coding region runs from base 293 to 3166 and encodes 957 amino acids.
AGUUUGUAGGAAGGAUUGCGCUCAGUUGGAGAGAGAGACAGUGAGGGGGAAAAGUGAGCUGGGCUCCAUCGAGGAGGAAAGAGACCAGAAGAGCCGGAGACAACUUUCUUACAGACUCCUGCUUCUUUCACCGAGAGGGUUUUUGGUGCGCUUUGGGAAGAGCAGAAGAAAACAGCGCACAACGUUAUCAAGGCACUGUAUUUAUUUUUUUUUUUUUGGAGGUGCUCGAAAUUAAAAUUUUGAGUGUAGUGGAUGUGAAAAGCCGGCGAAGGUUUAACACAGAGCCGGAGGAAUGUAUCCAACUCGGGCAGCGGCGAGCCAGCGUCUCUGGAGAUGUCCAGCCUGCGCUCUCUGGAUCGCCCUGCUCCUUCAAAGUGUCCUGGACCUGAGCGCGUCUGGGUCUGAGUUUCCCCAAGACCCCAGUGUGCUAGCUACCACUUCAUGGAACACCUCUAGUGAUGGGCCCUUUUUCAUCCGUCUUGAAGCUCCCAUGAACAACAUUACCACCUCUCUGGGCCACACAGCAGAACUUUUCUGUCGUGUGUCCGGCAACCCAACGCCCGUUGUGCGCUGGUUGAAAAACGACGCCCCCGUGGUGCAAGAGCCCCGACGUGUCUCGUACCGAUCCAUGUCUUAUGGAUCACGCCUCCGAAUCCGCAACCUGGACACUACUGACACAGGCUACUUCCAGUGCGUGGCCACCAACAACCAGGGCACUGUGUCCACGACGGGUGUGCUGUUCGUCAAAUUUGAUCCACUCCCUACACUUCUGCCAGGAAGGCCAACGGAGGAUUUUGAUGAAGAAGGAUUCUGCCAGCCGUACAGAGGUAUAGCCUGCGCCCGUUUCAUCGGUAACCGCAGCAUCUUUGUCGACUCGCUGCAGAUGCAGGGCGAGAUCGAGACCCAGAUCACUGCGGCUUUCACCAUGAUUGGAACAUCCAACCAUUUGUCCGAUCGUUGCUCCCAGUUCGCCAUCCCGUCUCUAUGCCACUUCGCCUUCCCGACAUGCGACCGCAGCUCUGGAACUGACAAACCUCGGGACCUGUGUAAGGACGAGUGUGAGAUCCUGGAGAACGACUUGUGUAAGACAGAGUACAUCAUCGCCCGCUCAAACCCCAUCAUCCUGAAGAGGCUGAAGCUGCCGAACUGUGAGGAUCUGGCUGUCUCUGACAGCCCCGAGGCUGCCAACUGUCUCAGGAUCGGCAUCCCCAUGGCCGAGCCCAUAAACAAGAAUCACAAGUGUUACAACAACAGUGGGUCAGACUACAGAGGGACAGUCAGUAUGACCAAGUCUGGGCGUCAGUGUCAGCCGUGGAACUCCCAGUAUCCUCACAGCCACACCUUCCUGGCCCUCCGCUACCCGGAGCUGAACGGAGGACACUCGUACUGCCGCAAUCCUGGGAACAAACACGAGGCCCCCUGGUGCUUCACGCUGGACGAGGGGGUCCGCAUGGAGCUCUGUGACAUAGCCAUCUGUGACCAUAAAGACAAAUCUGGCGGCGGCAACAUGGAGAUCUUGUACAUCCUGGUUCCCAGUGUGGCGAUCCCAUUGGCCAUUGCCUUGCUCUUCUUCUUUAUCUGCGUGUGCCGCAACAACCAGAAGUCCUCCAGGCCUCCUGCCCCCCGCCAGCCCAAACCGGUCCGAGGACAAAACGUUGAGAUGUCCAUGCUCACAACUGCAUACAAGCCGAAGAGUAAGGCCAAAGAGCUUCCCCUAUCGGCUGUACGUUUCAUGGAGGAGCUUGGGGAGUGCACUUUAGGGAAGAUCUACAAGGGUCACCUGUAUCUGCCUGGCAUGGACCAGGCACAGCUUGUGGCCAUAAAGACCCUGAAGGAUAUCUCCAAUGUCCAGCAGUGGACUGACUUCCAGCAGGAGGUGGCAGUGCUGACAGAGCUGCAGCACCCAAACGUGGUUUGCCUGCUGGGAGUGGUGACACAGGAGCAGCCUGUCUGCAUGCUCUUUGAGUUUUUACCCCAAGGUGACCUCCACGAGUUCCUCAUCAUGCGUUCACCACACUCUGACGUCGGCUGCAGCAGUGAUGAAGAUGGCACUGUGAAAUCCAGCCUAGAUCAUGGAGACUUCCUUCAUAUGGCCAUACAGGUGACUGCUGGGAUGGAGUACUUGGCAAGCCACUUUUACAUCCAUAAAGACCUUGCAGCUAGGAACAUUCUGGUGGGCGAACAGCUUCAUGUCAAGAUCUCCGACCUGGGUCUCUCCAGAGAGAUCUACUCCUCAGACUACUUCUGCCUCCAGCCCAAAACUCUGCUGCCCAUCCGCUGGAUGCCCCCCGAGGCCAUCUCUUACGGCAAGUUCACCACAGACUCAGACAUCUGGUCGUUCGGAGUUGUGCUGUGGGAGAUCUUCAGCUAUGGUCUGCAGCCCUAUUACGGCUUCUCCAACCAGGAAGUGAUGGAGAUGGUGAGAAAGAGGCAGCUGCUGCCGUGCCCUGAGGACUGUCCGCCAAGGUUUUAUGGUUUGAUGACUGAAUGCUGGCAGGAGGGACCAGCGCGUCGACCACGCUUCAAGGACAUCCACGCCCGCCUGCGAGCCUGGGAAGGGAUGUCAUCCCACGCCAGCUCCAGUACGCCCUCAGGUGGCGGAGGCAACGCGACCACCCAGACCACCUCGCUCAGCGCUAGCCCUGUCAGCAACCUCAGUAACCCACGCUACGCUGCUGCCGCCGCGGCUGCGGGUUACCUCUACCCUGCCCAGGCUAUUCCCUCAGCAGGCCAGAUGGCUCCGAUUACAGCAUGGACGCCCAUGGCUGUGUCCCAAACCCACCAGCGCUUUAUCCCCGUCAAUGGAUACCCAAUCCCGCCAGGAUACGCAGCUUUUCCAGCCCACUUCACUGCCCCUGUCCCACCGACUAGGGUCAUCCAGCAUCACUUGCCCCCUCCCAAAAGCCGCUCCCCUAGCAGCGCAAGCGGCUCCACCAGCACAGGUCACGUCAGCGGAGUGCCCUCCACCACGGGCUCCAACCAUGACGCCAACACGCCGCUGCUUUCCCACUGCAUCAUGCCGGGGAGUGGAGGGCCGGCUCAGGUGUAUGGACAAGUUUGCCAGAAGGGGGUGGGACAGCUGGACCACUCACAAACAUCAGCACUGCUCGCUGGUGAUUCUGACGUACUGAUGUACAACGACACGGUCAUCACCGCAGACCUGUAGAUACAUAGAGGGAUACUCGCACUCUUCCUGCUUGGGACCCAAAUUUGAGAAGUUAUGCCUCUCAGCCAGGGACCCAGUCUAACAUUUCUACUCUGGUCACAUGGAGACCCAAAAGAAAAAAGGCCUGUAAGCACGCUUUGGUGUGCAAGAAACACUGCCGCAGCUACACAAGUAUAUACACAUCUGUCUGACUUUUUAAUGCCUUAUUGUUUAAAGUGUACUUACUACCAUGGUUUGAAAAUGUUGUGUUAUUAUAACCUUUGUGUAAAUACGGUACAGUCCUGAAUGAAUGAAUGAAAUACAAAGAUAUAUAUUCAAAAGAACUUUUUAUUUAGGAAAAAUUUUAAAGGUGAAAAAGUCCAUCCUGUGUCAAAAUAAAUAGUUUGUAUCACAGUCUGACAAAAAGUCAACAACCCAGUCAAUGGAUUGCUUCAAGCAGGAUGAGAAGGAAACACUGACAUUCAUACCAUGACCUUUAGGUGCCUUUCAGUAGUGGUGUGAUUUGCUUGUUUCUGGACACAUUAGAACACAAAAUUGUGCUGUACAUUUUCUUGUACAGUGAAAGAAACUGCAUUUAGCAGGCAAUAACCAAGCGAACAAGAAUGGUACCAGCAGAUUGAACAAACGAGAAGUUUAGCAGCUUUUACUGGGAAUACCAGCACUGAUCUGCAUGAAUACACCAGUAUACAAGACCUACAGGUGACAUACCCCCGCCUUUUGGGUUCCAGCAGCCCGGCUAUGUCAAACUAAAACAGAUACAGGUAAUAAGUUGGCUAUAAAUACCCGUCCAGGCACUGAGAUCUGGCAGAUUGGAUCAUCAUCAUCAUCAUGCAAAACCCUUUCGGAAAUGACACCUGAAUGUUUUUUGUGCAACCUCAACAUGACUAUCUGACACUUUUGCAACAUGGACACAGGCCUCUUUGCCUUUUUCAAAUCUCAGUGUACAGUUUUCCAGGCUGAGGAACAAGGCAGCUGGGAGUACAUCUGAUUGGACAAUAAACCCGUCAUUCCUCUCUCUAACCAUCACAGGUUAUCCAUUCAUCAUAUCCACAUCCUCAUUUUCUCUUCUCACACCAUCUUCCUUGGGUUCCGAGCAAAUAUGGCAUCUAAUUUCAAAAGCUGGCUUCAGUGGCCCCCCCACAGAUCUACAAAUGAAAUUACACAGCACUCAUAUCCUCCACAGAUGAACUGGACCGGUCUCAGGGCAAACGCUUCAUUCACCACUCGAGGGCUGGGGUCAAUUUACUGUCAGUGAUGUAAGCUAAACUUUCACCCUCACAAAAGAACAUGUUUAUUGUAAAUUGGUUGUGGUGUUUUAAUUUUUAAGGGAGAGUUUUUCAGUAUUUAAAAUUUGAAGGAACUUAAGGAUUUUAUUCACAGGGCUUGUCUUCAUGUCUUUGUCAUUUCCUUUCCUGUUUUUUGGCAUCUCUAUUGUGGAAAAAUAUACCGUUGAAGACAUGGAGGAAUGAAAGUACUCAAAGCAGGGAGGGUUGGAGGCUCAUACUAGAUAAUGUUACCAUCACAAAAAUGAGCCUCUGUCUGUAUUUUGUAAUGUCUCAGCCAUGUGCAUGAACAAAAACUCAUAUAGUAGUAUGUUUGAUGUGCUUGAAUUUAUGCCCCCUCUAUGCUUGAACAGAAGAAUGUUUGACCUAAAAAAGGAUACAUUUUAUGAGCUGGGGACUGACUGUGUCACUACAUGCAAAGAGAUUUAUGUAUGUCGCUCCUAUUGAUUAUGUAUUAGUAAAUGUUGAGUAUCGUGGAGUCAGUGAACACCUGGCGCCAAAUGUACUGACAUGUACGUGAUCCCAACAUGGCAAGAAAAAGAACAAAAUUAAUCUGCCCAUUUUCUAUUGCCUUUUGAGUCUCUAAAAUUACAGCUGUGUGUUGUUGUUUUUUUCAACAUAUCCACUGUUCAGUAGCAGGUAAUCAUGUAUGGUGUUGGAUUUAAUUACUCAAAUAUCCUUUGUGAGAUGAAGACGUUUGAAGAAGAGCUCUCAGUCCUGUAAUCACACAAAUGAUCCCUCAGCUCUGCUCUGUGUUAUUAUUAGAUGAUGAGCUGAUUAGAAGCACAGCUUAAUAUGAAGCUUUUGUUACGGGGACGCUGGAAGGCAGUCAGAGGUUGGGGGUGCUGAGAGAAAGUCUGUCUAAGAUAAGGAUGUCAUACUGAAUGCUAAAUGCAUGACAUUUAUGAUUUUUGCAUUAAUUUGAAUGGGCAGGAUAAUUUAUAGCUGAUUUAAUAGUUAUUAACAACAUUUUAUAGAAAUUCUGUAACUUUUUAGUGGAUAAAACUGAUAAAAAAAAAAAAAAAACAAGGCAAAAACUAUUUCGUGUCGUAAAUACCACUGUAUAAAUGUAAAUCCCAGUAAAAAAGGAGAACGUUUUUACAUUUUUAUGAACUAAUGGUUUUCAUUAUGGGCAGCCCCCUCAGCACCCCUACUUCGUUCAUUUAAAACAUGUCAUAGAACCAGCAGCAGUAACAGAACAGUUUGUGAUCUUAGUGGUACCUGUAUAGUAGACAAUCAUAAGUAAACUGUAUGUAUGUGUUGCACUCUGCUGUUGUUUACAGACUAUCAUUCUAUCAAUCAGCUGUAAUUUUCUAACCAGCAUGACACAAGGUUACACUGACAGCAUUUCACUGUGGCUGUGCAGAGCAGAAAGCACAGUGAAGACGGCUUGUUGCCUGUAGUGCGUUUAUUUUUUAACCGUUUUAAUGUUAAAGUUUUAAGUUGACAUUUGUGGAAUGUAGAUAGACAAGACUUCAGUAUUUAGUUCAUCCACCCUUUAAAGCCUUGACCCUUUAAACCACAAGGCUGCAAGAAGAGUAGCUGCCCCCAUUCAGGUAGAAUAAAAUUUAAAAUGUCUUUAUUUUACCCCGAAAUAAUUUAUUUAACCAAAUAUGGUCAACAGAAGCAGAUUGUCUGCCAUUAGCAAAAUGGAGGGAGAAGAUAUUUGUUCCUUAUGUCAGAUCUAGUCCACAAUGAUUUGAAUCAUUUUAAGUUAAUUUUCCCAUCAAGUUUUUAUUUCAUUGCUGUCUUUUGUCUCUGUACUUUAUCUUUUUGUUCCUCUGAAGCAGAUCGAGCUACCUUGGCAUCUAAGUUUGUACCUCCAGCAUGUAAAGGAUUUAUGUGUACUAAUAUAGCAGUGCAAAAACCACUUGUACACAAGACUGUGAAUCUUAAUCAAGUCUAGGUAUUUUUGUAUUUGGCAAAAUAAAUCUUUCUUGUGCCUUUUUUUUUUUUUUUUUUGUCGUAUUCGAGAUCCAUUAAAAAAAAAAGACUAAAUACAAUUAAAUUUAUAUUUCAGUGUACCCAUUACAGAAGGUUUACAUGCUUAUCCUUUUGACCAAGAGAGGCCUUGUCUUUGUAUUUUGUCUGAACAUUUUUGCACAGAUGUUUUGUAUUGCAAAAUCAUUUAUUAAAUGAUGUUGUUUGGUUAAAA